GCGUAACAGACGCCUACAACCGCAGCUCGGAGGACGUCAACCAGCAUUUGCAGGUGGGCGACUUCAUCGUGAGCGUCAACGGCACCGGCGUGGGCAUCAGCAUCCACAAGAUGCUGAAAGCAAUCAGGGAGAGGGUACCGACCUGCAGAUCCGGGUCCGGAGGCCCGAGGCCUUCACCAUUCGGGUCGAGCGGGAGGACGACGAGCGCAAUCUUGGCAUCUGCAUCAACUAUGCGCCGACCAGUGCCUCCCUCCUCAUCUGCAAGGUGGUGCAGGGCGGGGAGAUUUACGAGCACAACCUCCAGUCCAGCCCAUGGACCGUCCAGCCCAUGGACCGGGUGGUGUCCAUCAACGGCAUCGCCUCCGAGGGCGAUGUGAGCGGGCUGCUCAAGCAGAUGUACGAGGCGAAGACGCUGGAGAUGGUCCUCGUCCGGCCAGGCGGCUGA
This is a messenger RNA of Prorocentrum cordatum, 445 nucleotides long. The record is from the annotation of a GenBank genome assembly. Lineage: Eukaryota; Dinophyceae; Prorocentrales; Prorocentraceae.